GUGUAGGUCUCUUGAUUCUGUAGCCUGAAGACAUUUCCACUUAUGGCUCCUCGCUGUGACCCUGCUUUGUCCGUGGGGGGCGGGGGGAGGGGUUGCUUUUCUCCCACCAAGCCCAUUCAGUGUGCCCUCCCUCUUUUUCUGGCACACUCUCUUCCCCCUCUUGUGCGCUCGUCCGGAACUCCCCUCACACACCUGUCUCCAGCCGUCCUCUUCCCUUAGCCUGCAGCCCAUAUAAUCAGCCUUCUGAGCUGCCCUCUCACCUGCUCCCUCAUCUCCUCCCCACCUCCUUGCCUUGGUCCUGCUCUGUCCUAGCCUGCUGGGUCCCUGUCUGGGCCUCCCCCUGGGCUCCCAGCCUCGGAGAGGUGGAGCCACCAGCACAGGAGGCAGUUCUGGAAUUCAGGAUUCACACGUGGAUCCAACCUGGAUCUCCCCCCUGCUCCCAAGAAGGCCCAUGUCCUAAGGAGAGACAUCAGGUGGCCCGGCCCCCUCCCCCACCAAGACAGCCUGGGAACUGGAGGCCAUGGGCACAUCACGCUGCUCAUGUAGCCAGACAGUAGCACAAUCUUGAAUUUCAGGUCUAUAAAUCACCUGGGUUGGAGGGUGGGGUGCUCAUAAAUCUGUUUUCCCAUGCUGGUCGGCUUGCUUGACCUCUUGUCCCCUCCUCCUCCAGACUCCCUUCCUCCUUCCUGGGAGACUGGCCCAAGGAGGGGCCUGGGCAUAUAUAUAUAGGCAGCCACUGUGGGAGGGGCUGACCACAGAGGCUUUGGAAAGAGAAGGUGAGGAGGGGGCUCUGGAGGGUCUGGAUGAGCAAGGGAAAGUAGGAAGCUAUGAGGUGCAGGGAGGCCAGCACUGAGCUCUGGCCAAUGAGCCUCGGUUUCCUUGUCUGUAAAGUGGCCCGCCAUCAGGGUUGUGGGGAGAUUCAUUCAGCACCAGUCUGGGGCCAGCAGAGAGCCAGGAGCACCCCCGGCAACUGGGGUGUGGAGUGAGGCUGGUGGGGCUUCCCUCCCCUCCUGGCCUCACUCCCACUCAUGUGUCCCCAGCAGGACUAUGGCUUCUGCAGCAGCAGAGGCGGAGAAGGGGUCUCCGGUUGUGGUGGGACUGCUGGUGGUGGGCAACAUCAUUAUUCUGCUGUCAGGCCUGGCCCUGUUUGCUGAGACGGUGUGGGUGACAGCUGACCAGUACCGCGUGUACCCACUGAUGGGCGUCUCUGGCAAGGAUGACGUCUUCGCUGGCGCCUGGAUCGCCAUCUUCUGCGGCUUCUCCUUCUUCGUGGUGGCCAGCUUUGGUGUGGGCGCGGCGCUCUGCCGCCGCCGGUCCAUGAUCCUCACGUACCUGGUGCUCAUGCUCAUCGUCUACAUCUUUGAGUGCGCCUCCUGCAUCACAUCCUACACUCACCGAGACUAUAUGGUGUCCAACCCAUCCCUGAUUACCAAGCAGAUGCUGACCUUCUACAGUGCAGACACGGACCAGGGCCGGGAACUGACUCGUCUCUGGGACCGCAUCAUGAUUGAGCAAGAGUGCUGUGGCACAACCGGUCCUAUGGAUUGGGUGAACUUCACCUCGGCCUUCCGGGCAGCCACCCCGGAGGUGGUGCUCCCCUGGCCCCCAUUGUGCUGUCGGCGGACGGGCAACUUCAUUCCCCUCAAUGAAGAAGGCUGCCGCCUGGGCCACACAGACUACCUGUUCACCAAGGGUUGCUUCGAGCACAUCAGCCAUGCCAUCGACAGCUACACAUGGGGCAUCUCGUGGUUUGGGUUUGCCAUCCUGAUGUGGACGCUGCCUGUGAUGCUGAUGGCCAUGUAUUUCUACACCACGUUGUGAGGAACAGGAAGGCCGCAUGCACGCCUCGGCCUCUUCCUCCUCCUGUUCCUCUUUCCUCCGGCCGCGGACUGGAUGGCUGCCUCAGCUCUCCCCUUCCCACCUCCCUCAAGCUUCCCUCCUUCCUCACCAAAGACCUUUUCCCAGGUUUCUGAGCCCUGCUGGGACUUGGAGAUGCCCCGAAACCCUGGGACAUGUGUGCGUGGGCCCUUAGCCCUUGAUGUCAUUUCACUUUGCUGAUUCCUGGACCAUCUUUCAGUGUCAAUUUCAAGUCCUGUCCUCUGGGGACCCUUCCGGGAUCCCACCCACCCCAUCACCAAUGCCUCUCUUACAGCUCCCCAAGCUCCUCCUUCAUGGUAGAUGUUGGCCCUUAUUGCUAAAUAGUUUGGGGUUGUUUAUUCUCUGGUGGACUAGGGUCGCCAGGAAGGGAGGAACAAGCUCAUGGUCACU
Molecule: messenger RNA, 2268 nt
Organism: Panthera uncia (snow leopard)
Lineage: Eukaryota; Metazoa; Chordata; Mammalia; Carnivora; Felidae
Gene: UPK1A
Product: uroplakin 1A
Exons: 7
Coding region: 1048-1821 (257 amino acids)
Cellular component (GO): membrane
Source: RefSeq, a predicted model, not a curated record